UUCACCAAAGAAAUUGGAAACGAAUCAAUUCCUCGUAGAAUCGCAUAUUUAGCGCCAUCGAAUCUACCACAGCGUGCGUGGAAACCCUAGCAGUAGAAAUUUACUCCCGCUUCUGGAGGGAAGCAGUGCUCUAAUGGCUGAAGACGACGGCGCUGCCGAACAGUUGACGACUGAGAUGGCAGUGGCAUCCCUCGCCGAUCCGGUGCUAGAGCAAUCCCAUGGACGCGUUUUCAUCAAAACCAUAUUAAACGGCACCGCCGUCGGCCGGCGGGUUGUCGUCGGUGGAUGGGUGAAGACGGGACGAGAGCAAGGGAAGGGCUCCUUUGCGUUUUUGGAACUGAAUGAUGGUUCGUGUCUCGCUAACCUUCAGGUUAUAGUGGACGCGAGUGUAUGUUCUCUUGCGUUGCUCACGCCGACGGGAACUAGCGUGCUGGUCGAGGGCGAGCUGAAGAAGCCGCCUGAGGGUGUUAAGCAGAGCGUGGAGCUUAGGGUGGAGAAGGUCCUUGAAGUAGGGCUUGUCGAUCCAGCUAAGUAUCCGAUUCCAAAGACCAGGCUUACCCUGGAGUUCCUGCGUGACUUCGUCCACUUCCGUGCAAGAACUAAUACGAUAUCAGCAGUUGCAAGGAUUAGGCAUGAGCUGGCUUAUGCUACCCACACUUACUUUAGAGAAAAUGGAUUUCGCUAUGUCCACACUCCAAUAAUCACUACUAGUGAUUGUGAGGGUGCUGGUGAAAUGUUUCAAGUGACAACUCUUUUUAGUGAAGCUGAAAAGAUAGAGAAAGAGCUGAACCAAAAUCCUCCGCCAAAAGAAUCUGAUAUUGAGGCUGCCAAACUUACCGUGAAGGAGAAAGGAGAGUCAGUUUCCCAACUAAAAUCACUUAAAGCAAGCAAGGAGAAAAUCGUAGGUGCUGUAUCUGAAUUGACAAAGGCAAAGGAAAAUUUGGCUAAAUUGGAGGAGAGGUUCAACAUGAAAGGUGGAAUCCCUCAUAAGGAUGGAAAAAUAGACUAUGUUCAUGAUUUUUUUGGACGUCAAGCUUUUCUUACUGUGUCGGGGCAACUCCAGGUCGAAACUUAUGCAUGUGCGAUGGGUAAUGUUUACACAUUUGGUCCAACUUUUAGAGCUGAACAUUCUCAUACUUCAAGGCAUUUGGCAGAAUUUUGGAUGGUUGAACCUGAGAUAGCUUUUGCAAAUCUAGAGGACGAUAUGAAUUAUGCUGAAAGUUAUGUUAAGUUUCUAUGCAAAUGGUUGCUUGACCACUGUCUAGAAGAUAUGGAGUUCAUGGUUAAGAAUGUUGAUAAAACAGCAAUAGAACGCUUGAAGCUUGUCUCGUCAACGCCAUUUGAACGAAUUUCUUAUACAAAAGCUGUACAACUAUUGGAAAAUGUUACAGACAAGCAAUUUGAGAACAAGGUUGAAUGGGGUGUUGAUUUGGCAUCCGAACACGAAAGGUACUUGACAGAGGCAGUAUUCAAAAAGCCCGUCAUUGUUUAUAAUUAUCCCAAAAGCAUUAAGGCAUUUUACAUGAGGCUGAAUGAUGAUGGCAAAACUGUGGCAGCUAUGGAUGUUCUUGUGCCUAAAGUUGGUGAGUUGAUUGGGGGGAGUCAAAGGGAGGAACGGUUGGAUGUGCUUAAACAGAGAAUUUUGGAGAUUGGUCUGCCACUCGAGCCAUAUGAAUGGUACCUUGAUCUUCGCCGCUUCGGCACCGUUAAACACUGUGGAUUCGGACUUGGAUUUGAAAGAAUGGUUCUUUUCGCCACCGGACUCGACAACAUCAGAGAUGUCAUCCCAUUCCCUCGCUAUCCUGGUAGGGCUGAUCUCUGAAUGCUGCUUGCCUUCCCUUCCUGUUUCCAGGCUUGUAUCCUUCUCUCCUCAUCGAGCUUUAGUUUUGGCCACUUACGUAUAUAAUUUAAAAUUUAUUGGAGUGUAAAAUUUAAAAUCAUAGGCAAAGCUUAGUUUCAUUGGCAUUUCCUCAUAAUUUAUUUUUCAUUAUGA
This is a messenger RNA of Phalaenopsis equestris, 1993 nucleotides long. RefSeq names its product asparagine--tRNA ligase, cytoplasmic 1-like. Gene Ontology annotation, cellular component: mitochondrion. Gene Ontology annotation, molecular function: nucleic acid binding; ATP binding; asparagine-tRNA ligase activity. NCBI's taxonomy places the organism in Eukaryota, Viridiplantae, Streptophyta, Magnoliopsida, Asparagales, Orchidaceae. The record is from RefSeq and is a predicted model, not a curated record. Gene Ontology annotation, biological process: asparaginyl-tRNA aminoacylation.